GUGCGGAGCUCGCGGCCGUUCCCGCGGCCUCCUCCUCCUCCCGGCUCCCUGCACCCCCGCCCCACACCCCCUGCCCCAUCCCGGCUCGUCACCCUCCCGCCCCCCACACUCAGGACGAGAAUGCCCUGCCCGGAACAACCCAGCAGCACCUAGAUGGCUUUGGUCACGGUCCAGCGGUCGCCUACCCCCAGCACCACCUCCAGCCCCUGCGCCUCGGAGGCAGACAGUGGGGAGGAGGAAUGCCGGUCACAGCCCAGGAGCAUCAGUGAGAGCUUUCUAACUGUCAAAGGUGCUGCUCUUUUUCUACCACGGGGAAAUGGCUCAUCCACUCCAAGAAUCAGCCAUAGACGCAACAAGCAUGCAGGUGAUCUCCAACAGCAUCUCCAAGCAAUGUUCAUAUUACUCCGCCCAGAAGACAACAUCAGAUUGGCUGUCAGACUAGAAAGUACUUACCAGAAUCGAACACGCUAUAUGGUAGUGGUUUCAACUAAUGGUAGACAAGACACUGAAGAAAGCAUUGUCUUAGGAAUGGAUUUCUCCUGUAAUGACAGUAGCACUUGUACCAUGGGCUUAGUCUUGCCUCUCUGGAGUGACACCCUCAUUCAUUUGGAUGGUGAUGGAGGAUUCAGCGUUUCAACAGAUAACAGAGUCCACAUAUUCAAACCCGUAUCUGUGCAGGCAAUGUGGUCUGCGCUGCAGAGUCUACACAAAGCUUGUGAAGUGGCCAGAAUGCAUAACUACUACCCAGGUAGCCUGUUUCUCACCUGGGUGAGUUACUACGAGAGCCAUAUAAACUCAGAUCAGUCUUCAGUCAAUGAAUGGAAUGCUAUGCAAGAUGUGCAGUCCCACCGGCCCGACUCUCCAGCUCUCUUCACUGACAUCCCAACUGAACGUGAGCGAACUGAAAGGCUAAUUAAAACCAAAUUAAGAGAGAUUAUGAUGCAGAAGGAUUUGGAGAAUAUCACAUCCAAAGAGAUACGAACUGAGUUGGAAAUGCAAAUGGUAUGCAACUUGCGAGAAUUCAAGGAAUUUAUAGACAAUGAAAUGAUAGUGAUCCUUGGUCAAAUGGAUAGCCCUACACAGAUAUUUGAUCACGUAUUCUUGGGCUCAGAGUGGAAUGCCUCUAACUUAGAGGACUUACAGAACCGAGGGGUGCGGUAUAUCUUGAACGUCACUCGAGAGAUAGAUAACUUCUUCCCAGGAGUCUUUGAGUAUCAUAACAUCCGGGUAUAUGAUGAAGAGGCAACAGAUCUCCUGGCUUACUGGAAUGACACUUACAAAUUCAUCUCUAAAGCAAAGAAACAUGGAUCUAAAUGCCUUGUGCACUGCAAAAUGGGGGUGAGUCGCUCAGCCUCUACUGUGAUUGCCUAUGCAAUGAAGGAAUAUGGCUGGAAUCUGGACCGUGCCUAUGACUACGUGAAAGAGAGACGCACAGUGACCAAGCCCAACCCUAGCUUCAUGAGACAACUGGAAGAGUACCAGGGGAUCUUGCUGGCAAGCAAACAGCGGCAUAACAAACUCUGGAGAUCUCAUUCAGAUAGUGACCUCUCGGAUCACCACGAACCCAUCUGCAAACCAGGACUAGAACUCAACAAGAAGGAGAUCACCACCUCAGCAGACCAGAUUACUGAGGUGAAGACCAUAGAGAGUCACCCACCCAUACCUCCUGUCUUUGUGGAACAUGUUGUCCCACAAGAUGAACAUCAGAAAGGCCUGCAUACCAAAGAAAGAAUGAUCUGCUUGGAGUUUACUUCGAGGGAAUUUCGUGCUGGACAGAUCGAAGAUGAAUUGAACCUAAAUGACAUCAAUGGGUGCUCAUCAGGAUGUUGUCUUAAUGAAUCAAAAUUCCCUCUUGAUAACUGCCAUGCCUCCAAAGCCUUAAUCCAACCUGGACAUGACCCAGAAAUGGCAAACAAGUUCCCAGACUUAACAGUGGAAGAUUUGGAGACAGAUGCUCUGAAAGCAGACAUGAGCGUCCAUUUACUGCCUAUGGAAGAAUUGACAACUCGCCUAAAAGACCUCCCCAUGUCUCCUGAUCCUGAGUCACCAAGUCCCCAACCCAGUUGCCAGACUGAAGUCUCAGAUUUCAGUACAGAUCGUAUUGAUUUUUUUAGUGCCCUAGAGAAGUUUGUAGAACUUUCCCAAGAAACCCGGGCCCGAACUUUUUCCCACUCAAGGAUGGAGGAACUAGGUGGAGGAAGAAGUGAGAGCUGUAGACUCUCCGUGGUAGAAGUAGCCCCUUCUGAAGUAACAGCUGAUGACCAGAGAAGCAGCUCUUUGAGUAAUACUCCCCAUGCAUCUGAAGAAUCUUCAAUAGAUGAAGAACAGUCAAAGGCAAUCUCAGAACUGGUCAGCCCUGACAUCUUCAUGCAGUCUCACUCAGAAAAUGCAAUUUCAGUCAAAGAAAUUGUCACUGAGAUUGAAUCCAUCAGUCAAGGAGUUGGACAGAUUCAACUGAAAGGAGAUAUCCUGUCCAAUCCAUGCCACACACCAAAGAAGAAUGCCAUGCAUGAGGUGCCCCUUGAGAGGCCCCAGACCCUGGAGAACAAAUCUGGAAAUCUGGAGCAGAAUGAGGGUUCCUACACAGUCCAGCCUGAACCAGCCAAUGAUUCAGGGAAGUGGGACCCAGAAAGCUGCCUAACCAUAUACUCAUCUACCGCAGACUUGGAAGAAGAGGAGCCAGCUGAGGGAGAACAAGAGCCCUGGGGCCCAGGGAUACCCCCAAGUGCCAAGUGGUGCCCUGGGUCUGUAAGGCGAGCCACCUUGGAGUUUGAGGAGCGCUUGCGGCAGGAACAAGAGCACCAUGGUGCUGCCUCUGCUUGUACCUUGUUGUCUACUCGCAAGAAUUCCAAGAAUGAUUCUUCUGUGGCAGACCUAGCACCAAAAGGGAAGAAUGAUGAAGUCACUCUAGAACAGUCAUUUGACCCCAAGGAAACAGAGAUGAACAAGGGCAAAGAGAAAUGUUGUGGGGUGGAGACUAGUCCACUACCCCAUUCUGAGCAAAUUACCAUUGUUCCAGCACCCCAGCUGCAGGAACUUCACCACUUGCCAGCUCCUCAGGAGUGCCCAAGGUUAGAUAUUAGAACAAAGCAGGAUGUAGUCCUGAAGGAGCAGAAGACUGUGGUUUCAUGCCAGGAAUCUGAGACACAGGCUUUCCCUCUUUCCCUUCCCAAGAAGAUAGAAAUUAUUGAGUUUACCCACACAGUUAUAUCGCCCGAUCACACUGGACCAGGGGGUGAAAUCGCCACCAGUGAAAAGACUGAGGAGCAAGCACUGAGGAAAGUAAAAGUGGAGAAGACCAUCACUGUCCUCUGCGCACUGGAUGAGAAUCUGAACAGGACUCUGGGCCCUGAGCAGGUUUCUCUGUACCCCCAAGUCCUUCCUCUGCUUCAUUCAUCCUCUCCUGAGCACAGCAGGCCCACCAACCUGACCUCCGCCGCGGGCUUUCCUGGAGACUGCAGCAACAGACCUUCUGUGGCCCGGGAGGCAGUGGCACCUUUUGUCAGUCACACAUCCCAUGUGCCAUCUGCCAACUUGGAUUACCUGAAUCCCCAGACUGUUGUUCACCUGGAAGGCUGCACAGAGCAAAGCAGCACCACAGAAAAUGAGCCCUCUGCAGAGCGGGGUAGCUGGGAAGAAAGUCAGGAGGGCACCCUCUCCAGUGGCAAAGAAAUGCCAUUCAAGGGCUCUGAGUUAACUAGUGAAGACCUAGGUUUGAUCAGCAAACUUGGUGACAACUCUGGGGACUUAGAAGUAAAGUCAGACCCAUCCUCCGUAACCUGUCGACUCCCACAUAGCUCUAGUAGUGACAAUAUAAAGGGACUCAGCCACAGCCCAGGUGUGGUGAAGGAGCGUGCUAAAGAAAUUGAGUCACGAGUGAUUUGCCAGGCAGUGCCCACCAAACCAUCCCAAAUGAGGCGUUCCGCUUCCCUUGCCAAGUUAGGUUACUUGGACCUCUGUAAAGACUAUUUACCAGAGAGGGAGCCUGUCUCCUCUGAGUCCCCUCAUCUCAAACUGCUUCAGCCUUUCAUCAGAACGGACUCAGGCAUGCACUCCAUGGAGGUUCAGGGGCCCCCAGAAAACCCAAAUGUCCCCCAGAACCCAGAGCCUACCAAGUAUUUUGUAGAGCAACUCAAAACAACAGAGUGUAUCGUGCAGAGCAAGCCAGUGAAGAGACCCCUUGUACAGUAUGCCAAAGAAUUUGGUUACAGUCAACAGUGUUUGCUCCCCAGGGCAGGACCUGAAUUGACUAGUUCUGAGGGAGGCCUUCCUUUGCUACAGACCCAGGUACUGCAUUGUGCAGGCCCAGCUCCAGAGCUGGCGGUGGCGCCCCGUCAACAGCAUGGCAGAACUCACCCGCUUCGGAGACUGAAAAAGGCAAAUGACAAAAAACGGACAACCAACCCCUUCUAUAAUACCAUGUGAUCUGAGCCUACACAUGUGACUUUCUAAAAGAAAUGUUUGUAAAAGGGGCAGGUGUAAUAUGUAAGGAACAUGCACUUUAUUGGUUAAUUUUAUAAUAUUUUGGUCAUUUUACUGUUCUUGGCGCAUGCAGGGUUUGGGUUUUUUCGUGUGUGUGUGUGUGUGUGUGUGUGUGUGUGAGAGAGAGAGAGAGAGAGAGAGAGAGAGAGAGAGAGAGAGAGAGAGAUUCGGAUAGCAAGACCAUUUUCUCAUUUGUUAUUUUUUAAAAAUUCAAACCUCAAAAAAUCACUCAUUUUCAAGGAACACCUUUUAUCAAAGGCAAAUUGCUGUUUUUCAGUCAACUGCCACCUGCUUCCUCAUUUUGCCCUCUGAGAAAAGGAAGGGCUGAGGAAGGAAGCACGUGCGCAGGGUGGCCAUGAAGCUAGAAAUUGGCAAUGCCCUCUCGGGACAGUGUGAUGAUGGUUGGGUUUCCAGACCUGAUGCAUUGGAUGGUCCAGAGGGCAGCAGCACCUCAGAGCACACUCAGCCUUCUGCCCCCAGUCCCAGCCCGCUGGAAUUCCAGAAGUGGGCAGGUUCUGCUUUGCUUUAAAAGAGGUUCUUCUAGAAUUCAUUUCUUACAGCAUUCCAGAGUGUAUCAUUACAGAAAGACAUGCUUAUGGGUGGGCUUUAUAAACCUCCCAAGCAAAAAAUAGUUUUUCCCCAAGCAGAUAAUUUUUUAUUGAGUUGAAAAUGAACCCCAAAUGAAAUUUGAGAGGUCCUCUGGAAAGGAUGAAAGCAUAAUAGGAGGAAGUGAAUGCAUAGAUAGAGGCCACUGUCUGUUAUCUUCCUGGUCUGUGGACGCCACCUCGGUGAUGGUCCCAGCUCUUCCUGACUGGAAAUGUGCUCUGUGGUCCUCCCACCUAAAAUGCAACAGGCACAAUUGAAAAACAGCAAUUGAAAGUCAAUGUGUUCUUGUAAAAUGGAUACAUAUGUAGGGUCUUACUCUCCCAUUACUUGAAUAAUUCUUUGGGCCUUCUGAGUUUAAUGGGCAUGUUUUUUUUUCCAUUUUAUUUUCCGCCCUCUGUGCCAUUUUUCCCUAGUGCUGCCUGUUUGGUUUAACGUCAUAGAUAUUUGAAUUGUUACUUUACAUAUGUAUAACCUCCAUUGAAUGCAAAGUCUUCUUUUCAAUAUUAUCACUGUUAACACUUGACAUAGUUUAUUUUCCUUUCUUUUCCUGAAAGAUGUAUCAUUUUUCCAGUUUAUACACAGUAUUUAUGUACAUAAUGUCACUUUCUUACAAUGUUUUGAUGUUGUAGGGUCUUUUGAUAUAUCUUCUUUCAGAAGUGUAAAGCUGCAACUGGAAAACACACAGAUACCGCAGAAAUAACCCUGGUGGGUGUUGGUAGGAAUCUGCAAAGUGUAUUGAUGGGUGGUUUUAAUUGUUUAAAUGGAGACUUCUGAUCCUUAGCUCCUGCCAAAUUCUGUGCAAAUAACUUCCUCCUCAGAGAAAUUCCUAAAAGCUCCCAUUAGAUCAUUUUGACUAAAGACUGAUUUCUCUUUGAGAAUAAAUUCCAGAAAGUUGUUUGCCAGUAGCUGAACCACGGCCAGGGAGAGAACGCCUAAUGGAGGCUGCGGGGAGGCCUCAGCCAAGGACAGGUACCCUCGAUGACUCCACUUAGGAUACUGUUGCUUUGCUGCUAUUGUGGAGAUCCUUAAGACAGGACCCCUGCCAUAAAUAAGCCUGUUUUAGCUCCUUACAGAAAACGUAUUUAGUCUGGAAUAAAACACCCUCUUCAGCUCAUCAAAUCUGAAGAGGUUUGCAAAUUUGCUUCCUGCUUGCAUUAGUUGAUGUCCACAUUGCUGAGGGACUGACCAAGUACGGACUGAAGAUUUAGGUUUUUGGUUCAUCCCAGCACUGACAAAUGCAUAGACUGUCAAGGUGAUGUCAGAGACCAGAGUUUGGUGGGGGCAGGCGGUAGGGUAACCCAAAGAAGAGGGAAAAUACGGACUGAGGCCACUCAUAGGCACAUGUGGAAGCCAAGGUUGCAUCUGACAUCACUGCCAGGAGGCACGUUAGACAGAAACCUGCUAGAAGUGUCUUUUGGUCUAGGAUAAGUAUUUGUAUCUGUGCUGUUCCUAAAUAGUUUCCAUAAAUGUUCAGAGAUGUAACAUCCACACAGCUUUGUGAUUCCUGGUUACUGAAUGUAUUGUACAGUGUUUUGUUAGGUGGUACGUACCCGUGUGAGGAGCCUUGCUAGACAGGGUUAUGAAUUUCCAGCGCUCAUCCAUGUCAGCUGCCCUGUGUUGUUGAAGCAAGACAACAGGAGGCAAUGUGAUGGGGAAGGGGCAGGAAAUCAAGACAGGUGGAGAGAGGAAGAGUUGCGUGGAGGUUAAGAAAGUGGUAUCCACUCAUAGCAACCCCUUGAGAUGGUGGCAUCCCUCCCGUUAAGUGUAAGGAGCAUCGGCAGUAUUUCACUGUUCUCUCUUCCUUGCCACUGUGUUUAAUGUUCAUCUUUAAAGCAUUAAAUAAAAGGAUGGAGAGGAAACCCUCUAAUGCUGUGAAGAAAAGCAAGCUUCUUUUUUUAAAGUGAGGAAAUAGUCUUGCUCUGCCUUUCCUUUUUUUAAUUACAUUUUUUUUUAUCAUUUAAUUUACCUGCCUAAUUAUCCUCUAUGGAGUAUCUGUGAUUCAGCGAUGUGAUGGGGUUUUGCCAGCCUUCCCAAACUCCCACAACUGGGUAUACUUGUAUUAUUUACAGAGCCGAGCAUGGUUCAGGAGAAGUGCACAGUAAGCAACAGAGGACUUUUCAGACUUUUCUUCUUCUCUUCAAAUUUUUGAUAAUCUCAGUGGCUUAUUUCUCUUUUCUGUUUGCGGAAAACCCAGUCUGGGAACAGCGAUGUGGUAGAUUGACGGAGAUAAUUAAGAAAAGCCUGGAUCUCUUGCUCAGUGCUGCUGUCAUUCUUUUGAAAACCACCAUCAUGGUUUAAUUCUCGGUUACUCUGGAGGAGAAAGAGUGUGUGUGUAAAAGAGUAACAUUUUGGUGUGUGGGUAAAAGGCCCAGGAGCACACAGGUUCUGAGCUGUAAUCUGGAUGGUUACCUGUUCAGCAGGAAGGAGACAAAACCCAACCUCUUCUUGAUUUUAGAAACAUUUAGGGGUGGUGUAUACUAUAGUCGACUUGUAGUACUGUAGUAAAGUAACAGUCAUCUCUCGUCACUUCAGUUGCCUCUCAGGUUCUGAAUGUUUAGCAUCACUCCUAGUAUUCCAGCCUCUUCUUCAGGCUCUUUAGUAUUUUCCUGCUUCUGUACCUUUACCCCAAUUGGUAUUUCCUCUUCCUCACUUUGGGAACUACCAAGGAUGAGCCUGAGCAUAGACAGCCCAGGCACUGAGGUCCCCUCCUGCUGAAGGGCCCAGGCAGACACCAUUGGGUAGACCUGAGGCUUCUGAGACGGAGCAGCUGACAGGAAUCUUCCCCUGUUCCCUGUGAGGAUUUCAGUUCUGAAGUGAUCUACGCAUGCUUGGUAAAAAUGUUUUUGUGAGAGUUGUUUCUUUUUCUUCUUUUCAAGAAAGCAAGCAUUAUGCAAAAAGGGUCACUUUUAAGGGCAUUUAAAAUUUUUUAAAUAAAGCCAUUCUUUGGCUUUUUUGGACAACUCUUUGUGGAUACUUUGUUUACAUUGUGAGUAUUAAAACGUGCAUCAUCUUGACAGCCACUCGAUCUCUUCCUGCUCCAUCACCUGGCCCUGGCGUCCUGUGAGUCCCUACACAGAGCAAGGCCAGAUGGUCAGUCCUCACAGGUAAAUGGGUAAAACCUGGAGCUGACCUCCACCUGUGCCCUGCGCUCCCAGCCAGCACUCUGUAUGGAAAUAGUCGUCAUUUCCUCAGUGAUGGUGUGUCUUAUAAUGAUGGCUUAUGGUGAAUGACUAGUGUCAUUUUUGUUAAAUUUUGUUUUGCUUUUUGAUGGUAGUUGAGAUGAAAUGUUAGCCCUUUUAGCACCAAUCUAACUUAAAAGCAUCUUGGGCUUUGUUUUCCCUUUCAAACUAAAAAAUCAGGCAUGUCUUAGGCAUAAAUGUAUUUGCUGCCUCAACUCAUUGAAUGCCCACACUAGGAAAAAGCCUGCCACCACAGCAGGAAGCUGCACACUCCUAACCCUUCCCCCAGGGCGCGUGGUCCCUUGAUGCCAUGGAGAGCGAUUGUGAGGUGCUUCUGUAUUUUUCUAGCCUGAAGGUGGAAGGUCACUGGAAGGUGAACCAGCCUCAUUUUCUCAGUACCCCAGAGAUCUAGGACAGGAUUUCUAAACUGGAAUCAUCCCUCAUCAGCCUGAAGAUUCCCCCAAGGGGCAUAUGACUCGUGCUGCCAUCUGUGCCCUCACAGUGACACUAAUGGCAGCAUCCUGUGUGCACAUGCAGAGCUGAUGUCCAGGGUUCAACUCAAGCUGAUUACUCAUGUGAAACCUGGGGAACCAGCUCUGAAAUGUUUCCAAAUCAAUAAGCCCGCAGAGAAUUGUUUGGAUUUUGGUUUGUUUCAUUGGAUUUUGGUUUGCUUGGCAUAGCUUAAGGUGCCUUUUUUUUUUUUUUCUUUCUACUUUACUUUGUAGGACUUGUUCUAAAUGUGGAAGGCAAGUCCAAAAGACUUUCCCACUGACUGUUACCUUUGCCCCAGGCCACCCCUAACUUUUACGCUCAUAUUUUAUUAAAGCAGGUGCUCCCUGAAAUCUCUGGGACCUUUUUGAGGCAUUUGAAACAGAAUAUAAAGAGUGGUCUCAUCUCCUUCCUUAAUCUUCCCGGUGGUUGGGAUGUUCCACUUGUAUCAUAGGUUUUUUUUUAUUACUGAUGUGCUCAGCUGUUUUUAAAUGUGAACUUGUGCGCAAAUGUGCAGAUUCAAUGUUCUUGUUACAGACUGAAUAAAUUUUUAUUUUGAA
Messenger RNA from Talpa occidentalis (Iberian mole), 9316 nucleotides. RefSeq names its product slingshot protein phosphatase 2 (gene SSH2). Gene Ontology annotation, molecular function: actin binding; protein tyrosine/serine/threonine phosphatase activity. Gene Ontology annotation, biological process: negative regulation of actin filament polymerization; protein dephosphorylation; actin cytoskeleton organization. Gene Ontology annotation, cellular component: cytoplasm. The transcript has 15 exons. Lineage: Eukaryota; Metazoa; Chordata; Mammalia; Eulipotyphla; Talpidae. The record is from RefSeq and is a predicted model, not a curated record. Bases 154 to 4425 code for a protein of 1423 amino acids.